AUGACAAGAGUGGUUGGUGGCGGUGCACGCUCGGCCGCUGACAAAGUGGUGCAGCACAACGGAUACGGAUCCGUGUCCAUUGAGGGCUUCUACGUGCAGGACUUUGGAAAGCUCUUCCGCUCAUGCGGGACGUGUGGCGACAAGGGUGUCAGCAUCAGCAUCAAGAACGUAUUUGCCGUCAAUGGUCGCGUGAGUAUCCUGACAAAGAACAAGAGUGACCGUGCCACAAUUGAGAACAUCAAGAUCAAGGGCAAGAAGGUCGACGUGUGUUCUUGGUCGGAUGGAACGGGGGCUGGAGGUGAGCCGAGAAAGUCUGGUGUGGGCCCGUCGGGAAGUGGCUGCAGCUACUCACCUAAUACCAUCACCUAUGUGUGA
Peronospora matthiolae is the source of this 375-nucleotide messenger RNA. The record is from the annotation of a GenBank genome assembly. Lineage: Eukaryota; Oomycota; Peronosporomycetes; Peronosporales; Peronosporaceae.